UCUUUUAUAUAUAUUUAUUCUAUAUUAUUUCUUUUUUAAGGAAAAACAGCCACCCACACUUACACAGUUACCCUCUUUGUCUUUGCCCUUUGGACUUACAUAUCCCCAUUCUUCCCAACCCAAUUAUCUUUUUAUUAUUAUUCUAAAUCUAAUAUCUAAACCACUCUCUUCCUCUCUCUCUCUCUCUCUCUCUUCCUUUUUCUCCUUUUCUCUCCACUCCCAUGGCUGAAGAAUCCAAGAAAAUCGAAUCCCCGCCGCCCUCCGAUCCUCCUCCCCCACCGCCUGAAGAGCUCCCCAAAGACGUCGCCGAGGAGAAAUCCGUCAUUCCCCCACCGCCUGAAGACAAAACUGAUGACUCUAAAGCCCUCGUUCUUGUUGAAAAGGUUCCAGAAGUUGCUGACCCCAAAAGCACUGAAGGCUCUGUAAACAGAGAUGCUGUGCUAGCAAAAGUUGCAACAGAGAAGAGGUUGUCUCUCAUUAAAGCUUGGGAAGAAAGUGAAAAGUCCAAGGCAGAAAACAAAGCUCACAAAAAGCUAUCUUCUGUUGCUGCAUGGGAGAAUAGCAAAAAAGCUUCUGUAGAAGCUGAGUUGAAGAAGAUUGAGGAAAGUUUGGAGAAAAAGAAGGGCGAGUACAUUGAGAAAAUGAAGAACAAAAUUGCUCUGCUCCACAAAUCGGCAGAGGAAAAGAGGGCGAUAAUCGAAGCCAAGCGAGGAGAAGAUCUUCUCAAAGCAGAGGAGACGGCUGCAAAGUACCGUGCCACCGGUACUGCCCCAAAGAAGCUUCUCGGCUGCUUCUCGAGCUGAAUGUCUCGUUUCCAAUCUCUGAUUAUUGCAUGCGGUGUAGUGGGAAAUACAAAUCUUCAUCAGUUGGGGGUGUUAAUUAGAUGUGCUGUGUGUGUGAUGGAAGGAAAAUUAUUGUUUAUGGUUUGAUUUAUUGGUGUGUGUUCAGGGCUUAUGUGUUUUGUGAAUAUGAUAUUUGGAGGAAGAUUACUUUGAAUGUAAAUCAAUAUUGUUAUUUUAAUA
Cucumis melo (muskmelon) is the source of this 1022-nucleotide messenger RNA. RefSeq names its product remorin. The record is from RefSeq and is a predicted model, not a curated record. The transcript has 5 exons. NCBI's taxonomy places the organism in Eukaryota, Viridiplantae, Streptophyta, Magnoliopsida, Cucurbitales, Cucurbitaceae. The coding region runs from base 222 to 803 and encodes 193 amino acids.